AUGGAUCUAUGGAAAUGCAUGGUUAGAGCUAAUAAAACCCCUACGGAUCCCACAGAAAAAUUGAAAUACGAUGCAGAGCGGCUCGUCUGCUCCGCUAUUGUCCAGGAAUACCAUGUGAUGAUCCAGGAGGGACUCGAGUACUCUUAUGUAACGAAUGGGGUCGCUCGUAUCCUUCUCCGCGUUCCAUACGACGAUCCUAGCACAGUGUACUACUUUUUCUGUGAUCCUAACAGCGAACAGAGUCUCCAAGAGCCGAAGACCUCCAUCGCUAGGGUUCUGUGUCUGUGUUUGAUGGCGUUCCAUUCCCCUGUUCGUGGCCAGGAAUGGAGAAAUACUGUACAGUCGCGGCUCCAUUUGUGGACAACGAGCUUCGACCACGCUCUUUCUCAGACUCCCAAGGAAGUCUUGCAGCAAAUCUCUCCGCAAUCCGACAGUACCGACCCAGAGUAUGUGAGUCCAGAAUCGAGUUCGGACUACCAACCAUCGUCGCCUCUACAGGAAUCUCCGACAGCGGGUCGCCGUGUGCGCACGAGGUCUCAAGCCAGCUGUGCGCCCUCGGAUGUGCGCCACCGGACGCAGUCGCCAGACUCGUCAGGCUCCGACUCGAAUCAAGCGACGGGACGCAAACGAGGCUUCAGCCAGAUCAGAUCUUCCCCUUCUGCGCAACGAGCAGCUCGUCAAAUCGAGGCCGCGAAAGACAAAGGCGGCCAUUCCAAACGCCAUGAUGCGCAAUUUUGCACCCAACGAUGCUUACUCGGGUUGCAGACUGGAGGUAUCCUAGACGACAGUUGCCCAAACAUGAAGCUCCAUCGUCGGGGCCAAGAUGUCAUGAAACAUUCCAUCACCGCGGAGGAUUUAGUGGGGUUGCUCAAAGCACAACUGGAUGAAAACAUUGAUCGAUGUACGCCCCUUGGAAAUUGCGGGGCAUACGGCGCGCCAUUUAAACUCAUUUGUGAUAAAUAUGGCUAUGUUGUCGUUGGGAAAGGGACCACGUCGGGUCUUUGGAAAGAAGUCUCCCGCGAGGCGCAGGUAUAUCAAGUCCUGCGGAAGGCUCAAGCAUCCGCUGUGCCUGUUUUCCUCGGUACAAUCGACUUGAAAAAAAUUUAUUUUCUUCAUGGGGCUGGAGAGAUUCGUCACAUGCUCGUUAUGGGCUGGGGGGGCGAAAGCACAGCAACGAUGGAGCUGACGCCGGGGCUUCUCAAAAAUAUUAACAAAUCGAAUAAGGAAAUCGAAGCUUUAGGAAUCUUCCACGAAGAUCUUCGGCCCGACAAUAUCCUUUGGAAUGAAGAGCUCAGGCGGGCAUUGAUUAUCGACUUUCAUCGCUCUACAUUGAAAUGUCGGCCAGCUCCAAAGCGAUCACGAGCAAAGACACGAUUUUGGCGAACAGAGUCAGGCGAUGUAAAGCGUUGA
Molecule: messenger RNA, 1410 nt
Organism: Penicillium digitatum Pd1
Lineage: Eukaryota; Fungi; Ascomycota; Eurotiomycetes; Eurotiales; Aspergillaceae
Source: RefSeq, a predicted model, not a curated record